Erinaceus europaeus (western European hedgehog) is the source of this 2749-nucleotide messenger RNA. RefSeq names its product solute carrier family 7 member 14 (gene SLC7A14). Gene Ontology annotation, cellular component: plasma membrane. Gene Ontology annotation, molecular function: amino acid transmembrane transporter activity. The transcript is spliced from 8 exons. NCBI's taxonomy places the organism in Eukaryota, Metazoa, Chordata, Mammalia, Eulipotyphla, Erinaceidae. The record is from RefSeq and is a predicted model, not a curated record. Gene Ontology annotation, biological process: amino acid transport; transmembrane transport. The coding region runs from base 331 to 2541 and encodes 736 amino acids.
AUGUGACACAAUCAUCAGCUCUCUCACACCUCACACCCCUUUCCUGGAAUAAAUGUCUUGUCACCACCUGCUUUGACAGCCUGAAGUGAGAUCUUGGCAGCUGACCUUUGACCAGCAGAGCACCAGCCAGGAGUCCACCCAUGCCUGGGAAGCAGCUCCGAGACCCAUCCUGCCGUGAGCUCUGCACCUGGAUGAUGCCUGGGGGCAUGCUCUGAGCCCUCCACCACCACCAGACCCCCCCUGCAGGACCCCAGCUUCACAGUCCCCUGCAAUCCCCCUCCCCCUUCACGCCCGUGCUGGACUCCCUUACACAGCAGAACCCCCCCCACCAUGGCCUUCACGGGGGGACUGCCCGCAGCCUGGGCUGCCCUGCUGUCCCGCCUGCUGCGCACCCAGCCUCCAGCCGCCAUGCAGGAGGGUGCCAGGGGCCCCCGCCUGGCUCAGGUUUUGUCAGCGGCCGACCUGGUGUCUCUGGGAGUGGGCAGCUGCGCUGGUACCGGCAUGUACGUGGUGGCUGGGCUGGUGGCCAAGGAGAUGGCCGGACCGGGUGUCAUCGUGUCCUUCAUCAUUGCCGCAGUGGCCUCCAUCCUCUCAGGUGUCUGCUAUGCAGAGUUCGGUGUGCGUGUCCCCAAGACCACGGGCUCAGCCUACACCUACAGCUAUGUGGCAGUGGGUGAGCUGGUAGCCUUCUUCAUCGGCUGGAACCUGAUCCUGGAGUACCUCAUCGGCACAGCAGCUGGCGCCAGUGCCCUUAGCAGCAUGUUCGACUCGCUGGCCAACCACAGCAUCAGCCGCUGGACCGUGCACACCCUGGGGACGCUAAAUGGCCUGGGGAAGGGUGAGGAAUCAUACCCGGACCUGCUGGCCCUGCUGAUUGCUGUGGGCGUCACAUUGGUGGUGGCCCUGGGUGCGAAGAACUCCGUGGGCCUCAACAACGUUCUCAACGUGCUGAACCUGGCUGUGUGGGCAUUCAUCAUGGUUGCUGGCCUCUUCUUCCUCAACGGCAAAUACUGGGCGGAUGGCCAGUUCCUUCCCCAUGGAUGGUCGGGGGUGCUGCAGGGAGCUGCCACCUGCUUCUAUGCCUUCAUUGGCUUUGACAUCAUCGCCACCACUGGAGAGGAGGCCAAAAAUCCCAACACCUCCAUUCCGUAUGCCAUCACUGCCUCCCUGGUCAUCUGCCUGACUGCCUAUGUGUCUGUGAGCGUGAUCCUGACACUGAUGGUGCCAUGUGAGGCCAUUGACACGGAGGCCCCGCUCAUGGAGAUGUUUGUGGCCCAUGGCUUCUAUGCCGCUAAGUUUGUGGUGGCCGUGGGCGCUGUGGCUGGCUUGACCGUCAGUCUGCUGGGCUCCCUCUUCCCCAUGCCCAGAGUCAUCUAUGCCAUGGCCGGAGAUGGGCUGCUCUUCAGGUUUUUGGCCCAUGUGAACACACACACGGAGACACCGGUGGUGGCCUGCGUGGUGUCGGGCUUCCUGGCGGCCCUGCUGGCCUUGCUGGUCAGCCUGCGGGACCUCAUCGAGAUGAUGUCCAUCGGCACACUGCUGGCCUACACGCUCGUGUCCCUGUGCGUGCUGCUGCUGCGCUACCAGCCAGCGGGCAGGGGCCCAGCUGGGGGCCCGGGGGACCUCGACACACCUGAGGGGGGUUCCCCGGCUAGCAGCCAAGCCGAGCCUUUUCCGGGGGGCCAGGCGAACACCUGCGGGGCCCCCAACCUACCAUCAGUGGGGGACAGCGAGCUGCUCAUUGGGCCGCAGGGCCGGGCCGGGAGCUACGGCGCAGUGGACGGGCAGGCAGGUGGGGGGCCAACUGGGGGGCGGCUGCCCAGGCUGCGGGCGCUGCUAGGGCCCCACUACUACACUCUGCGGCUCGGCCUGGGGCUGCCCGGCCGGACAGAGAGGCCCACACCUGCCUCGGGCCGCCGGGCCGCGGUGUGCGCCCUGCUGCUGCCCCCACUAGCCGCUGCCCUGUGUGGCCUGCUGGCUUUCGGCUCCGAGCCGCUGGGCCGCCGCCGCUGGUGGGCGGUGCUGCUGGCCACGCUGCUGGCCGCACUGCUGGCCUGCCUGGUGUUGGCCCUGCUACGGCAACCGCAGAACCCCGAGCGCCUACCCUACAUGGCGCCUGGCCUGCCCUUCGUGCCCGCGGGCGCUGUGCUGGUCAACGUCUACCUCAUGCUGCGGCUGUCAGCCCUCACCUGGAUCCGCUUCGCAGUCUGGUGCUUCCUGGGUAUGCUCAUCUAUUUUGGCUAUGGCAUCUGGAACAGUAGCCUGGAGCUCAGUGCCCGGGAGGAGGCCCUGCACCAGAGCACCUACCAGCGCUAUGACGUGGAUGACCCCUUCUCACUGGAGGAGGGCUUCUCCUACGCCACUGAAGGCGAGAGCCAGGACUGGACUGGGCCAGCUGAGGACAAAGGCUUCUCUUACCAGCAGAUGUCAGAGGCCAGGCCCAGCCCCCGGACGGGCAUCAAAGCCAAGAGCAAGAGCAAACACAAACAGAACUCAGAGGCCCUGGUUGCCAAUGAGGAGCUGGAGUUCUCCCCAGAGUAGGUGAGAAGCAAACGUCAGGAGGUGUAGGGCUGCACCAUGGCCACAGGAAGGCCUUUAGGUUUGGUUCUUAUGUCAAAAGCCAGCCUUCCCCAAAGUCAGCCCAUCACACUCUGGCAUUUGCUACUUUUCUUCUGCAGGGGAGUUCUUCUAUGGAAGGGCUGAACCUGAGACCUCCAGCUGGCCCCCUUGUGAAAGUAAAUUUUAAAAG